AUGGAAACUUAUCCAGUUGUUCUGGUACUGAUUUAUUUACUGGAAACUUUGACAUGUAAUUUUAGGAGUCGUGAGUUUCUUUGGCAAGAAGGGCAUACCGCUUUUGCUACAAAGGAAGAGGCAGAUACAGAGGUUCUUGAAAUUUUAGAACUUUAUAGAAGGAUAUAUGAAGAAUAUCUUGCAAUUCCUGUUAUCAAAGGGAAAAAGAGUGAGCUGGAAAAGUUUGCUGGUGGGCUUUACACAACUAGUGUUGAGGCAUUUAUUCCAAACACUGGUCGUGGUAUACAAGGAGCUACCUCUCAUUGUUUAGGUCAAAAUUUUGCAAAAAUGUUUGAAAUAAACUUUGAAAAUGAGAAGGGAGAAAGAGCUAUGGUCUGGCAGAAUUCCUGGGCAUAUAGUACCCGAACGAUUGGGGUGAUGGUGAUGGUUCAUGGGGAUGACAAAGGCUUGGUACUACCUCCUAUGGUUGCAUCUGUACAAGUAAUUGUGAUUCCUGUGCCAUACAAAGAUGCUGAUACAAAAGCUAUCUUUGAUGCGUGCUCAACAACUGCUAAUAUGUUGAGUGAAGCUGGUUUUCGCGUUGAAGAAGAUUUUAGAGACAAUUAUUCACCUGGUUGGAAGUACUCACACUGGGAAAUGAAAGGUGUUCCUUUGAGAAUAGAAAUCGGGCCAAAAGAUGUUGCUAAUAAUCAGGUUCGUGUUGUUCGCUGUGACAAUUUGGCAAAAAUUGAUAUUCCUAUGUCCACUUUGGUUGAGCAAGUAAAAGAUAUUUUGGCUAGUAUUCAGCAAAGCCUGUUUGAUGCUGCAAAACAAAAACGGGAUGAGCACAUUAAGGUGGUGCAUACAUGGGAUGAAUUCGUUGAAGCACUAAAUCAAAAGAAGAUGAUCUUAGCUCCUUGGUGUGAUGAGGAGGAUGUUGAGAAAGAUGUGAAAGCACGGACGAAAGGCGAAAUGGGAGCAGCUAAGACACUUUGUUCCCCAUUUGACCAGCCGGAACUCCCCCCAGGGACACUUUGCUUUGCCUCAGGAAAGCCUGCAAAGAAGUGAACCUACUGCGGUAGGAGCUAUUAAAUCUUGGACUAUUUGUUAGGCAAAUACAGGAGGAGCUUAUAUUAGUUUUCUACAUUUAAUGUGUGGGUUGCAUCUAGUUUCUCACUACU
Messenger RNA from Telopea speciosissima, 1160 nucleotides. RefSeq names its product proline--tRNA ligase, cytoplasmic-like. Gene Ontology annotation, cellular component: aminoacyl-tRNA synthetase multienzyme complex; cytoplasm. Gene Ontology annotation, biological process: prolyl-tRNA aminoacylation. NCBI's taxonomy places the organism in Eukaryota, Viridiplantae, Streptophyta, Magnoliopsida, Proteales, Proteaceae. The record is from RefSeq and is a predicted model, not a curated record. The coding region runs from base 1 to 1047 and encodes 348 amino acids. Gene Ontology annotation, molecular function: ATP binding; proline-tRNA ligase activity. The transcript has 8 exons.